Messenger RNA from Corythoichthys intestinalis (scribbled pipefish), 6645 nucleotides. RefSeq lists its product as uncharacterized. Lineage: Eukaryota; Metazoa; Chordata; Actinopteri; Syngnathiformes; Syngnathidae. Bases 2398 to 5592 code for a protein of 1064 amino acids. The record is from RefSeq and is a predicted model, not a curated record. The transcript has 5 exons.
CACAAGAAGCCACGCUGGAGAGAAGCCUUUUGCCUGCACACUUUGUGGUAAAAAAUUCAUCGAGAAGGGAGGUUUAAACAAACACACAAGCAGACACAGUGGAGAGAAGCUUUUCGCCUGCACACUUUGCGAUAAAAGAUUCGCUCAGAAGGUACAUUUAGUGUCACACACAAAAACACACACUGGAGAAAAGCCUUUUCCCUGCAUAUCUUGUGGCAAACGAUUCACCCAUAGGGGAAAUUUAAACAGACACACAAUCAGACACACUGGAGAGAAGCCUUUCGCCUGCACACUUUGCGAUAAAAGAUUCGUUCAAAAGAAAGAUUUAGAAAAGCAUAAGCGUACACACACCGGAGAAAAGCCUUUUGCAUGCUCACUUUGUGGUGAAAGAUUCGCUCAGAAAGGAAAUUUGGUAACGCACGUAAGAAGCCACACUGAGUAAAAACCUUGGAAUUGCAGCGUGUGACAAAAUAUUCUGAUUCAUGCCACACAUUUACAGUAGAAAAAUCCCUUCAAUUUCAUUAUUCAGUUUCCCUUGAGCCUCUUUUGAAAAAGGUUUUGAAAAGAUUUUUCAGGUGCUGUUCUUUUUCUCAACUCUCCAAUAUAUAUGGCGGAAAACAUUCAGGUGACUUGAAGUUCCGCUCCGAGACCCCCAAUUUGGCCAAAUUUCAAAAUUGUCCGAUAUGCACGUGUGAUACAUCAUUGGAAAGCUUAAAAUCUCAAUUUUCUGGGGGAAGAAAGAUUUUGAAAAGGAGGGCCUUUAAAACAUGUUUUUUUAAUAAACAGCAAAACCCUAACUGGAGGCGAGAGCACACAAGAGCAGAAUUAAAGACGCCACGAUUUUAAUGAGAUAUUAUCGUGUACUUACCUUGUUUCGAUCCAAAAAGUCCCAUGUAGUGUGUAUCACCAAGUGUGAAGGCACAUAUGUGAAAGGCCAACGCCGGAUUUGGGGGGAUUUUAUGAGUGAAACAUGGUCAUAAAGCAAGCGUCGCGAUGCAGAAAUCGCAGACAUCAAGGAGUGGUCGAGAUGUUCUUUUUCAUAUAUUUACCCUUUUAAACGAUUUUUUCCGAUUUUUCUUUGUUUGGAUCGGAUUAUUUGUCAUCUAAAAUAUUGGGGAAAAUGUGACAGUGAUAAAAAAAAAUACAAUUAAGCGAUAGUUACGAGGUAGAUAUCCGUGACUUUUUUAGACGCUAAUUUUCAAAAGUUUAAAAUAUGCGAGUGAAUAAUAUUUUAAAGUCGUUUUUUUUUUUUACCGAAAUAUUAGACAUGAAUUAAUUAUUCAAAGCUAAAAAUGACAGACAUUUCAGAUAAUAAAUAUGAUUACUUACCUUCUUUUUAUGGCUAUGUUGAAACAGAAGCGGUUGCAGGACGUCUGUAAACGGGGGUUUCCAGCGUAAAACGGACAAAUUAAAAAUAGUUCGGGGACUUGAUUCGCCAUGAAUCUGCUAUGGCAGCAUAUAUACAUAUUGUUCUAUCAAACACCCAACAGUUUUUUUGGCUUAAAAAACAGCAGUUUAUUUUAAAGAGGGGUGCAAAAGCAGAAACUGCUUUUUUCAGCCUUGUCUGUGUUUUCCGCCAUAUACUAAGCUUGAGAACGAUAAACCGAUACGACCAGAUAUCCGGUUUUACAGGUGAGCGAUACGGCGUUAUCGAUAGCAAACUAACCAAUCGAUAGUAAAUUGCAAGUAAACCUGAAAUGUAUCGAUAGCAGAACAAGGAUUCGGCUAUUGCGAGAGUAAGAAUCGGUUAUCAGCGGCCAUACCAUUGCAUUGCUAAUUUUAUGUAUCAAGCGAUGUGUGGAAGAAUGACAAUUAGCAUUUACUUCUUUCAUGCUGCGCUGUUCCUUCCACACUGCUCAGUUCGCAGAAGUCGGCGCUCGAAGCUUGCAACUGUAGAUUCUACGACGUGCCUGUGAUUGGCCCCGAAAUGUAGACCGCUCCCCGCCUUUUUUUCGGCCGCGACCAAUCGGCUCUCCUCGCCUAGAACUGUAGACUCUAAGACACGCCUGUGAUUGGCCCCGAAAUGUAGACCGCGGCCCGCCUCCUGCUUUUGCUGUAGAAAAUCCGACAUCGCAGUUGGCCAAAAUGUAGACCACGGCCCGCCUCCUUUUUUCGGCCGCGGCCAGUCGGCUCUCCUCGCCUAGAACUGUGGACUCUACGACGCGCCUGUGAUUGGCCCAAAAGACGCAAUCGGCGAAAAGACCCACGCUCCCCCUUCAAGCUGAACAGAUCGAAUUGGAAGGAUGGCAAAAAAAUUGGGAAUCUGAACCUCAUGGGCUACCCGCUGCGGACAUAAAGUGGCUGAAGGAGGACAGUGAAAAAGGCUUGUUUGAAAAAGAGGUCACCUACGUGUACAGACGUGGGGUGACAAAGAGGUGGCGUUUCCUCAAAAAUGACAUGUGGUUUUACCCCCCUGAGCCACCUGGCGUAGCCAGAGCAGGAGGCGUACUUUUGGCGGACUCCUUCUUCCGCAGCCGUGUGUUUUUCUGGAGGCCUGUGGGCGUGUGGGGUUACAGUGUACGCUGUCCGCGAAAAGACUGUCCCGCACGCGAAUUAAAAGACGUCUUUUUGUCCCACUGCGGGUACUCCAAGACGGUGCGGCAAAUCUGUGACCUCUCCGGAUGGUACUCCAUGCUGACCGAGGUGCUGGCCUGCAACGCCUGCAGGAAAGCAGCCCAAGACUCUGAGGAGCAUUCCAUCGGCCGAUUCCUGUCAUGGGACAAUGACAUAUUGUCCCAGCUCUCUCCCGGCCACCGUGAAAUAUUCCCGGCAGUCUUGGCUCCGCAAUGCGGUGUGGACAAGCAAGUCCUGUCCUUGAUAGAGGACUGUGCGGAGGGGAACACCAUGACAAAGCUCCAUAGGCAAAUUCUGGAGAGGCACAGUGCGGAGUACCUGCACAGGCUAGAUCUCUACACCACCCUCCUCACCCAAAUCAGCAAAGCGGGCGGGAUUGUAAGAUCGAUGGGCGCCCAGGAAUUCCAGCCGCCACGAAGAAAGCUGCCACCUCCCAAACUUCUAAGGAAGGUCUUUCUUAUCUCACAGCUCGACAAGAUCGAGGACUACCGAACCCAAAUUAUGUCCACGUUUGGUCAAGUGCUAAAAUUCGACUCCACAAGAAAGAUCUGUAAGAAACUAUCAGGAGAGGGAAAAGGCACGGCGGCUUGGUGCACCAACGUGGGGAACGAGCAAGGACAGAUCCUCACGUCAGUCCUCACUUGCGCGGAGUCCCUGACCAUGUUGCGGCCGAUGGCGCUGGGUCUCAUGGAUCGCUAUCAGAAAGCUGGGGAGGCAGCCCCCGAGCUCAUGUACGUCGAUCGCGGCUGCUGCCGUAGCCGCGGCCUGUCUGCCGUAGGACAGCUCUUUGACAGUUGGGCGGACAGUGGGAUGAUCGUCCGCCUCGACGCCUUCUAUUGGAUCCACAGUUUCGACGCGGCACUCCUGACGAACCACCACGCCAAGUACAGCCUCUUCAAAUCGGCUCUCUCCGCCGCGGUCUUCGCAUACAACAAGGACGACAUGGCUCUACUCGUCGAGUCAGAGCGCGCCGGCCAUCACACCGGCUACAGGACAUUGACGGACAUCGAGGUGGUGGAAAAGCUGCUCCGAAAAGACCACCUCAAGCACUACGUGCGGAGGAUAACAGUCGGCGCGCAGGAGACCUUCAGACGUGUGCAACGUGCCAUAGACAUCUUGAAGGGGCCGGCGGGGAAGGAUGAGAACCAGAUCCACCUUUUCAAAGACGCUGCCGCCAUCGACCACGUCUGGGACAACCAGCAGAAGCACCUAGAAUGUCUGCAGGACCCACCGGGCCGUGACAUGUACACCGUAGUGGGCUACGCCAUCCGCAAUGGUGUGAGACUGCCCCGCUACCGUUGCGUGAGGAGCAGCAACAGCCUGGAGGGGUUCCACGCCUUCAUCCCCGGAAUGAUCCCGGGUCCUCACUGCGGGGCCGUACCUUUUCAGGUUUACCUGCUGAGCGGCAUCGCACGCUGGAACGCAGACCGAGAGGCGUGUAACAUCAAAGGCCAGAAGGGGCGAGUUCACCGCUUGUACUCAACUCCCCUGAUCCACCGCAUAAACAAGAGGUGCCAGGAGUUUUUCCAUCGGAUAGAGGAGGUCAAUCACCGGCUCCCUGUUCCCACCCAUGAUGAGCGACUGGGCUUGGAGUACCUGUUGGCCCAGUCCACGGACGAGUUCAACGUCAGGGAGCACUACUCCAAGGCCAGCGCCACCAUCCUGGCCACGGAGGACCACGAUGACGAGUCGGAGGAGGAGGAGAAAAAGGAGGAGGCUAUCGAGGAGGACGACGAUGCCGGUUACAACAGCGACCGCGAGACUCAAGGGUCGGCCCCGCUCGGUCAGCUGCUGCAGCUGACUGAGCGGGCCGUGGCCUCGGAGCUGGAUCCCUGCGCCGAGGAUGUGUGCAGCCUUCACCAUCUGCCCGGCUACCAGCACGUCGAGACACUGAGCAGGGUGCUGGUGGAGAUUGCCUUGGAGGAGGGGAAGUUGAGUCUCACCGAUUCAGUCAGGCAGCGGGUCUUGGCUGCGUGGAACCAGCUGGACCUCCAUGAUCGCCAGAUACAAGAGUUCGACAGCCUCUACGCAUCUCGCUGGGGACACUCCCUAUUCGGCCUCACCAACGGCGACCCAGCCAGCGCUUCUUUGGUCCAGAAACUCAAGUUGUCUAAGCGCUAUUCGCCUGCCCACCUGCUGGACUCGCGAAAGAACCGCCUGAUGUAUUGCGUCAUCAAGCAGUUGUGGCUCCACCCAGGCUGUGGCGCCGCAAGACAAGGGAGCCCCGUCAGGCAAGCUGUCACCCGGAUGUACCAGCGCGCCCAGCAGCGGGUGACGGUGGAUGACCUUGUGCUCAAAAAACUCGGCAUUCCCUUCCUGAAGGUGAACAGCAAGUGCGUCAGCGAUUUCAUUAGGAGACAAGAAGCCAUGUCAGCCAACAAAGUGACAGACCAAGGCCUUUCUGUCCUCCAACGGCCACAGAGCUUGUCUGACACCAGUCUGCCCCCCGCUCUGGAGCUCCCCGACAUCAGGCCCCAAACUGACCGGCCCCAGGUCUGUUUUAACGUCGUGCCCUCCAUGGCCGGGACACGGCAGCUCAAGCGCAGGUACAUAAAUUUACCUAUAGCGCCCCGCCCCUCCACGUUCCCUUCUACGCCGCUUGCAGGCGGCUUCGCCGUGGUGCCUCCCCACUAUACUGUCACCACCCCUCCUUCGCAGACUCUCGUUGUUGUACCUUCGGCGCCGCUUGCGGUACACGGUCACGUGCCACCUCCCAACUCCACAGCCGCCCCCACCGCUUCACAGACUACUGACACUGCGCAUCUGUCUGGCGCCCCACAGGGUCCCGCCAGAUCCACUUACUACAAACGGCUCGCCAAUAACAAACCUGCUUUUGCUGUCAACAGUGUGAAAUACUACAACUGUGCCCUGUGUGGUCAAUCCACACAGGGCCACAAAAAAUAUAAAAAAAAGACAUACUGUGAAACGGCCAGGGCCUCCACGUCCAAAGGACUUUCUGGCAGGUCCUUUGCAAAUUUUGUCAAUUUUAAGGGCGCAGUUGAUGACCUUUUGAAAUAAAACAUUGAUACGUACUUCAUGUCUCAGCUACCUUAUUUUACACACUCCCCCCUGCCCCCAGUCCUGUAUAUUGUGCACUUACUCAAUGAGUGCAGAAGGAAGAUUUAAAACCAAAUCCUUAUUUCUCAACAAUACCUGCAAAAACUUGCUUAUCAUGAAACUUAUUUAAGACUCAAUAAAGGUUGCUUAACUUUUACUGUCUACUAUAUCUCCUUUAUGUAAUUAAAUACAAGAAAAAAAGGCUGGAAUUUCAGUUGAGUAUAAUAAAUACAUUUAAAGAAAACAGACAUUUUAAAAAAUCCAAAUGCCCUUAACUGCAAGUUGGGGGGGGCUAAGAGCAGCUAAAACACAGUAAUGAAGAAAUCCUAUAAUGCUGCGCUUCGGACUGCGACGCUACUUGAAGAAAACAUCGUCGAACAUUUGGUCCUGCCCUCCCGCAGCCUCUGAACAGAUGCUCAACCACCCUGCAGACUGGAAGGAUGCCAAGACCACCCAUAGUUACUUGUUACCUGCUGGGCAGAAUGACACCCUGAAGGAAAAUUUAAAACCUAGUGACUUAUUUCUAAAGGCAAGGCAAAUUUAUUUAUAUAGCACAAUUCAACACAAGGCAAUUCAAAGUGCUUUACAUCACAUGAAAAUAAUAAAAAUCACAUUAAAAUCAAUACAACGUAAAAAAGAAUCGAAAUAGGAAAUAAAAUUAUACAUAAAAAUCGCAUUUAAUCACGAAUACAAUAUAAAAAAAAAAAACAUACUACUACUACUGCUAAUAAUUGAAAUCAGCAUUGGAGAUAAGCACAAGAGGAAUAGAAAGCAAAUAGAUUGACAUACAUAGACAGUUAUGGAUAUGCAGUGUUAAACAAAAGCGAUUUUAGCCCUGAUUUAAUGGAGCGAACAGUUUGAACAUACUUCAGACCAUCAGGUAAGUUGUUCCAGAAUUGAGGAGCAUUACCCUGCUUGGUUCUUGUUCAUGGAACAUACAGGAGACCGGUUCCAGACGACCUUAGGAGUCUAGAUUUUUCAUAGGAAUCUAACAAAUCAAGCAUGUAUUUUGGU